Molecule: messenger RNA, 779 nt
Organism: Dissoconium aciculare CBS 342.82
Lineage: Eukaryota; Fungi; Ascomycota; Dothideomycetes; Mycosphaerellales; Dissoconiaceae
Exons: 1
Coding region: 180-575 (131 amino acids)
Source: RefSeq, a predicted model, not a curated record
UCGCUCAGUAACGUGAAUUCCGAUUCCGCACCACAGUAUGUAGUAUGCUGAGACUACGUACAAGUCACAUAAUGCGCCGAGAGUGUCGCUCCUUGACACACCAGCACCACGCUCUCCAAGACCCGACGAGGAAAAAUUGGUGCCGACAGCAUUGACACAAUAACAGAAGAGGCCAUACGAUGAGCUCGUGCAUGACGCAGGCCGCCGCACUCACCAUGCCUUGUCGAGUCAGCACCGCCCAGGGCAGCGCCGGCGUCGACAACGCGAGACCUCAUGAUAAACAGUGCACGAAAUCCCCCUUUAGCCGUCGUCGAUUUCUCACCAAGACGAUCACAAUGUCGGCACUUCCUGCGUCAGUGCUGGGUGAAAUUGGCAGCGUUGGACAUGCACGUAAUGCGUGCAGAAGCGCUGGUUCAGAGAAAGCCGCAUGGAAAGCUCCGUUGAGUCCCGGACAUUUUUUCUUCCUUCGCUUGCCCUCCAGCGGCCCCCGCCCCCCUUUCUCGCGAGCGCGCGCGCACGCCAGGAAAGCUUUUUGCUCUCCACCUGGGCGCCUCCGCUCCAUCGUUUCACCUUGAAACGGCCUCUCGAGUUCGUUCAUCCGACCCACGCGCAAACACGUUGUACAGAGUAUGUAUGUGGGGACUCUUCAAGCGACUGCGGAGCACAUCAUGGUGGCCAGUGACGCUUGUUCCGCCGCGGAGCCAUCGCGCAAGCAAGGUAAUUCCGCAUCUUUUCUUGCUUUUCCGGUCAAUGUUCAGAGGUGGCCGACAUGGGUCUCU